Molecule: messenger RNA, 1443 nt
Organism: Penicillium samsonianum
Lineage: Eukaryota; Fungi; Ascomycota; Eurotiomycetes; Eurotiales; Aspergillaceae
Product: CRAL-TRIO domain-containing protein
Exons: 4
Coding region: 1-1443 (480 amino acids)
Source: RefSeq, a predicted model, not a curated record
AUGGCUGCCGAUGGUCCCAAACCCGGCUUCUUGGGCAACAUCAACAAGGAUCAGGAGGCCAAAUUGCAAAAGCUUUGGUCCGUUCUACUCAAGGCAGGCGAAAUAUCCCUAAGCAACGAACCUAUCAAUGGCUGCGCGGACGAGCAUUUCCGCCCAACUCAACCACAGAGACGGCUAUCCCUCCUUGGCCGCACACAGAGCAACGUCUCCGAAAAAGCGAUCCCGACCCCGAAUACACCAUAUCACCAAAACAUUAUGAAAUACCUUGGAGAAAUAGGGGCAGGGGUGGCUGAAGCCAACGCAAUCAAAAAGGCCCUCUCGGAGAUCACACCCACUGAACUUCGUACGGGAGUACUUGACACUCUCAAACACGACCACCCCGAUGCCGUGCUUCUGCGCUUCCUCCGCGCUCGCAAAUGGGAUGUCCCCAAGUCAUUCGCAAUGAUGAUGGAAGCAAUCCUUUGGCGAGUCAAGGAAAUGCACGUAGAUCAUGAUGUGAUGGCAAAGGGAGAGUUGUAUGCACUCAGGCAGACUCAAAACAAAUCCAGCACAAGUGAACAGAAAGCCGGAAAUGACUUCUUGUCUCAAAUGCGCAUGGGAAAGAGUUACGUGCAUGGUGUUGAUAGGGCUGGUCGCCCGAUUGUGGUGGUGAGAGUCCGCUUGCACAAGCCUGGGGCUCAGAGUGAAGAAUCUUUGGAGCGAUAUAUUGUCCAUGUAAUUGAAUCGGUGCGACUUACAUUGGCUCCUCCGGUUGAGACUGCAGCUGUUCUAUUUGAUAUGACAGGCUUUGGACUGUCUAAUAUGGAAUACCCACCCGUGAAAUUUAUUCUCAGGUGUUUCGAAGCUAACUAUCCCGAAUGUUUGGGAAUUAUGCUUAUUCAUAAUGCCCCCUGGGUCUUUUCAGGCAUUUGGAAACUCAUUCGAGGCUGGAUGGAUCCUGAAAUUGCAGCCAAGGUUGAGUUCACAAAUAGUGUCGCCGACCUCGAGAAGUUCAUCCCCCGUGAUCAGAUAGUGGAAGAGAUGGGCGGCGACGAGAAGUGGUCAUAUGAAUACGUUGAGCCCACUUCCACCGAGAACUCAAAGAUGGAUGAUACUACGACACGAGACGCCCUGAAAGGCGAGCGGCAAGCUAUUGGUGAAGAGUUCCUAGCUGUUACAUCUGGGUGGAUCAGUGCGACUAAAUCAAAGGACGCGAGGAAGCUCCAAUCCAGCGAAAGCAAAAGAGCUUAUCUAGCUGAGCGACUGCGCGUCAACCACUGGAAACUCGAUCCCUAUGUUCGCGCUCGUCUUCUCCUAGACCGAACAAAGGUCAUUCAGGAUGGUGGCAAGGUUGAAUUUUAUCCCAAGAAAGUUCCCAUGGAGAGCGAGAUUGAAACAACCAAGGCAUUGGACGUGGAACAUUUAGAGCGGGUUGAUAAUGCCACUCUGGCCACGUUGUCGUAG